Messenger RNA from Symbiodinium sp. CCMP2456, 6459 nucleotides. The record is from the annotation of a GenBank genome assembly. Lineage: Eukaryota; Dinophyceae; Suessiales; Symbiodiniaceae.
AUGCAGCAUGCCAAGGCCUUGGCCAUUCUGGAAGUCAAGGAUGGCGUAAUUGAACGCUUGGAGCAAGAGGUGCAUGCAGCGGAAGCGGAAAUCAGCCAUUAUGAAGGAGGUGCAGAACUGGCGGAAGCCCGCGCGGUUGCGGCAUCAGUGACUGAGGCAACCACUGCGCUGAUCCACGAUGAUACGCGACGUGCGGCUGAUGCACAUGCCGAGAGCGAUUGCCAAAUGUUGGCGGAGAUGGCACAGCAAGCAGAACGUCGUGCCCAAUAUGCAGCCAUUGAAGUUGUGGAAUUGGGAGAAGAGAGUAAAGAGGCUGAACACAAUCUUGAGAAGUUAUCUGCUGAGAUUUCGCGUUUGUCGUCCCCUGCCAAACCACUGGCACGACCUCUUGCCGCCGAAGUUGUUCGGCUGGAGGUGGCGCUGAUUGAGUCUCAGAAAGCCCUUCUCAAAGCAGAAGAGAGAGCACAACAAGCUCGACAACACGAACUGUAUCUUCUUCAGCAAAUCGGCGCCGGCUCGGGCAUCACGGAGAGCGGCACGCCUAGCGAAAGCACAGAAGCUGACAACCAGCUGUGCAGCCGAAGAAUGGCAGUGGUGGAAGAGCACUUGGAGGAGAUACUGGAACGGCACGAGGCAGAGAUGGUUUCUUUGUCUACUCGGCUUUGCGCAGAUGCACGUGCCACAGCAGACCGCCUUGGGCCAUUGCAGCUCCGUUCUCCACCAAGUUUUCAGACUGUCAAGCCUCGACCGACCGCGCGACCGGCACCAGGGUCAGUGCCGAAGCCAGCGCAAGACCCGUUCGAAGAGACUCAGCUGCUUCGCAAGCGCUGCCAUCUCUUGGAACAAGACCUUUCACAGGCCAUGCAGCUCACACAGCAUGUGUCUGCAUUGCGAGAUCGGGCAGAAUCAGACAGCCACAGAGCAGCGUCCCAGCUCCAAGGCGCCCGUCAACAAUUCGCGGCUACAUUGUCGCAGCCAAAAUAUUUAAACCAAGCGCCUCAAGCAAGUCAAGUUUCCAAGCGUGCCGGCAGUCGAGGUCCCGACGAAGUUGUGCAGGAGACUUCAGAGCUUCGAAAGUCUUUACACAUACUUUGUAAACAGUUGCGUGAACGAGCGCAGAAGGGAGAUCACACAACAGACUCCCAACAGACUGCCUUGCUUCAAGGAGUCGCAGAUGUCGGGGGGCAGGUCCUUUUGGCAAUGGCAUCUCUUGGGGAUGUUAACCACAAGCUGCAGCUUGCGGAGUUACAAAUUCACCACCCGAGUCGGGCUUUCAAGUCUGGAAGCAACUCAUAUCACGAAGGAGAUGUGAAUUCGACUGUUGCAGAUGCCAGGGCUCUACGUGAGCAGGCCGUGCAGGCCGCAGACAUGUUGAGGCUGCGAGAGGCAGCCUCAGAGCAAGCGCUGCUACAAGAAGAGGCGACGUCUUUGCGCAGCGAGCUCCAUCUCAUGGAAGGUUGCGAUGCGGCACGUGCAAAGGCACGUAUGGAAUACACGGAGCAGAUUCGAAGGGACGCGAACCAUUGCCUCGAAGAAACAGAGGCAAGAUCUCUUGUUCAUUUUCAGCAAACCGAAGUACCUGCGCAGGCUGAGGGACCGCUUCUGGCAUUGGUCCUGCAGAACCUGGCAGGAGCUCAGCGCUGGGCUCGGACCAGUGAGUUGACAGCGAUGACUUGGAAGUCCUUGGUGGAGAACCUCACCAAUCAUAUGACACACCUUGAAGAGAUUGCGGUGUCAGAUGCCCUCCAACCCCACGCCCCAGCUUCUUCCUCACCUUUCAUGGGUGAACUCUCACCAGAAGGCAUCGCAGACAAGUGCAUAAGUUCUUUAGAAGCGCACUUGACAAACCUUUCCAGCCAGUGGCACCACGCCGUGUCUGUGUGUUGCAAGACGGAGAUGGAUCUUCGGUCUUUGGAAGCCCAGAUGCGAACCAAACCGGAAGCAGCAGCCAAAGAAGCUGCAGCGCAAAUGCUCCGGCAAGUAAGCGUUUGGAACCAAGACCUGCUACAGAGAUGCAUCAGUUGGCUGACACGCGCAACAGAGGUGGCAGACUGGCAUGCGAUGGCUGCAGUGCGAGAACUCGGUCUGGAACACUCUGUGCGUGACCUGGCGUCCAUGAAUCAGGCCUUGCGAGAACAUAUUUGGAGUUUGGAAGCGGAGCAUGAGAACCUUAGCUCGGCAGCUAGUUGUCAGAGUCACUCGGCUGAUUCCAUUCCGAGGGGAAUGAGGGACGGUUCUGGCCUACAGCAACACAUUGACUCGCUGAAGUCUGAGUUGGGAUCGGCACGUGGCGAACUUUGUGCUGUGAAGGAACAGUUCGACGUAAUAAAGAACAAGCUGCACCAUGCUCUUCACGAUGCAGGAAGCGUCAGUCGCAACCACGAAUCUCCACAAAGUUUUGGUGGGAAUCAGAACACUGCCUUAGCGCAGAUCUGCCCAGUGUUAUCUUCAAUUGCACGGCAAAUGCAGCACAUGUGCCAGGAGACGGACACCCGAAAGAGGUUCGAUGCAUGUCACAUGGUUCUGGAAGAAUUGGAACGAACACGAUCAUGGUGUAGGCAGGUGCAACAAGAGCUUAAGCAACAAGGUGCUGUUGCGGAGAAGCUGCUUGCCGCUACGCCUGGAGAUAUGUCUGUAGGCUGUUCUCAGAAAUCUGCUCACAGUUCGGCGGAACCUGAGCCGUCCGACUUUGAACCAUCCAUCUCGAAUCGAACGUCGGGGGCGAUUCUUCAUCGGGUUGAAGCCAUCCUGAACAUGCAGCAGGACCUUCAAACGGGUUACAGGACCGUCACACGUGAACUCUAUGAGCUCCAAAACAAGAGGCAGAAGCAGGAGAAUGCCAUCGGACAGCUGCAGGGCCAGCUGCAGCGGCGUGUUCAGGGCCUGAAGCAGCUCGAAGGCUUGGUGGAAGCAGGAAGCAAGAAGGCGAAAACAGCGAAGGAGAAAGCGGUUCUCCACGCUCAGAUGGAAUUGCAGCAAAGCUUCCAAUCAGAGCUGGCAGAGCUGGAGCUGAUUCACCACCAGCACUCAGCCUCUUCGGCAGCCUGGAAAGGCAAAACCGAGGAGGAAGCGGCCGUUGUCGUCCGGAUGGUUGCCGAAGCCAGUGCCGCUUCAAAUGCAGAGGCUGCUGCGGCCAGCGAGGCCCAUACCCCCUUGGCUACAGCAGAGGCAACCUAUGCUGAAAGUGAGGCUAUCAGUGGUGCUAACCUGACGGCUCGACGUUUGCAGUCGCUUUCCCAAACGCUCCAGGGACAGACAAUCACUCGAUCUGGGCUGAAGAAUCUGGCUGAGAAACUCGCGACGACAUCAGAAGAUCUCUCUCAGCAAGUUGAGGCUUGUACGGAAGCUCGGCAAAGGUUCGGCAAGAUUGAAGAGGAAGAAAUCGAAGCCGCGGAAUUGGCCAAAAGCUCAGAGGCCACAAGCCUCGAACUCCAGGAGCAAGUCAGAUUGCUAAUGUUGGCUUCAAGUGCAGCUUGUGAGUUGAGAAACGCAGAAGCAAGCUUGGGCCAGGGAGAAGAGGAGUUGGAAAGGAUCAGUGGGCAGCUGAAUGUGAAAGCUGCAAGCUGUAAAGAGCUUUUUGAACAAAGGUGUCUUGCCGAAAGCCGAGCCGAAGCGGAGGAGCUCUUGCUGAGCCAGCUUCAGUCAGAAAGUCAAGGGCUAGAGUCGCGAUUGCAAAGGGCGGAAGCAAGGCAACAAACCCAGGAGAGACGCUGCAGACAGGAAAGGACAGAGUGGAAGCAACAGCUCCGACAGCACCAGUUGCAUGGAGUGAACCCGCGGAAGAGCAUCGGAAACUUCGCCACAGAGCCGCUUGCAGUCGUCUAUGAAGCGGUCCCGGACCACAACGCGCACGAAGUCUGGGAGUGCAAUAGUUUGGUGCAGGAGGAGCAUGCACUAGAAGAGCAAGCAAAGGAGUUGCAGAUUCAGCUGGAAGCAACACGGCGUCGACACCAUAUGUUGGUCAAGGAAAAUGACACCGAAAGAUACUUGGCAAAGCGUGGUGAGGAAGUCCUUGCCAAAGAGAUUGCAUCUGCAAGAGGUCGAGUGACUGCAAUGUCGUAUGAGCUAGACCGCCUGCUUCAAGUCACUGCUGGUCCAGAUGCCAGUAACGACCGCAUCAGCGCGAGCUUUUCAGGUCAGCCUAAUCGCGCGAGCGAGAGCGACACUGCGAAGCAGGCUUUUCGAGCUUUCAGAGGCCGUUCCAAGAAGCUGCAGGCUUCAUUGGCACAGGAACAAGAGCAAGGCCGGCAACUGCGAGAUCGAGUUUCCCAGCUCAAGCAUGUCAAUGUUCAGCUUCGUGAGCGCAUCCGGGAUGCUGAGCAGAGAUUACACGUGAGUCGUGAUGACGUGGAACGCAAGCGGGUGCUUGCUGCAACCUUGCAAAAGCGACGUCAGGAGUCUGCCGAGCAGACUGCACACGCAACGCAGCAAGAAGAGGAAAGCAGCAGAUCACUCCAGCAACUUCGGAGUGAUGCUGCGAGAAAGGAUGCCGCCAUCAAAAACUUGCAGAACGAGAUAGCAUCAGCCCAGCGAGAAACAAAUCAAGCCAAUGGCAAAGAUAGAGGUCAGCAAGAAGAAGCCCGAUCCAAAAUGCAGGUCGAGCUGCAUCGCAAGGAGCAGCUACUGCACCACGCGCGUGCAAAGGCACAGCUUCUCAAGACCCGCUUGGAUGCAGAGGUCCGGCGAGAUGUUCGUGCUCGGCGUGUUGCCAGGAGCGUAUCGAGCAGCCGUCUGGAACGAAGCCCAGAGACAGGAAGUGAUGAUUUGGCAGAGUCUCCUUUGCCACCCUCGGGUGCUGAACGUGCACGAGAACCCGUGUGCAGUCUGGAAUCUCUGAGAAGCUCGGGUUUCUCAGCAGUUGAAGAGCUGUCCGGCAUUAUAUUUCAGGCGGCAAACUCCGUAGACUCUUCCUGGGAACUGUCGACGGCUGUCCAAGAGUCUUUGCAGAUAUUGAACCUCCAACAGGAGGAUCUGGCAGAGUUCCUGCCCCCAACGGAGACUGCGCAGUCUUCUGUCCGACUGAGGGCCAAAGAGGCACGCAAAAGAACCAGGAGGAACCAGAAGCGCAGAGAAGAGAAGCAGGCCGCCAAAGCAAAGGACAGCGAGCUCGGCAAAGCUCCUCGUGCCGCAGUCCGCAGCGAGGCUUCAGCGCCUCGAAAGCGUGGGCGACCAAAGAAGACCACAGCGGAAGAGCUGCAAGUGGACUCAGGACCUGCGCCGGUGACUCCUCCCGAAGUUCGAGACCCAGCAGCGCUGGCUUCAGAAGGGUCAGCCCCACGAAAGCUUGUCGCCCAACCUCCAGCGGCUAGACUGGUGGUACCCGGAGGUGUGGACGCAGACGGCAAGCCGGAUGAGGCUGAGUUUGCAGCUCCGGAGCGACCGCAACUGGGCGAGCUUCCUGUUACGCCACUGGAGAGUUUGCCUGCGCUAUCUGAACCGACGGAGUCAAGCAGGAUUGUCGACGAGAGUUUGCCGGAUUUUAGCAGCACAGGGCCACCACCACCAAAGUGUGUCACGGCAUUCGCUGCACUGUUCAGGCACAUCGUACAAGAACUUCCGGCACAAAGCUCUGCCCGCCGGGGUGCGAUUGGACAGGUUGCCAAGAGGCUGGCCGUCCAACUCACACCAUCAGACCUCAACGUCUUUCUCCGGGAGGUUCAGCUUGGACUUUUGGACAAGGGAGGGAUUUCUAGAAGCAAAAGCACGGUGCUUUCAGCACGUUCUUGGAAGAAGCAUCAGGAAAAAGCAGAAGGCCGCCUGCAGGCUGUUCUUCGCCGGGAAGACAACGAGAAGCCGAAUCCGGUCCAGGUGUUGUGGACUUCGAUGAGUUCGCGCAGUCCACCGACUACGAAAAGCGGCUUGCAACACGACAAUCUUAGGCGCUGCCUGAAAGAAGUGGUUCACGUUGCGACAACGGCGCGUGACUGGGAGGUGACCUGGCAGUGCAUGGACUUGGCCUCACUGCCAGACGAGGAGCAGAACGAUGCAACCUUACUUCUCGCCAUCACCUUGCUGACAGCCGCUAUGCAGAAUGGUGAGGCCCAGCACACGCAAGCCCUGGCAGACUUUGUGAGGAGUCACAAAAUCAAGCUCCGCAUCCUGGAAUCUGCUGUUCUUGAGGCGGUCGGAAGGAUUCCAGCGCACGUUCCAUUGCCUCCGCGGCUCCCGCAGGUCCUUGCCAGCCUGCUGGCCUACCUGUACCCUUCGCCAAUUCGGACAACAGGCUAUGGUUGGCUUCGGCCGGGUUGGAAGUUCAAUGACUGGAUGAUCUUUGUGGAAAAAGUCUUGGGCAGCUUGAAGGAGAUGGAAGCUCUGGCACUUCUCGAUGAGACAUCUGCGCUGGUGAAGGCUUCGGAUUCCUUGAGCAACAAAGAGCUCGAGGACUUCUUGGAGAAAGCCAAGCUCGAGUGUGCCCCCAUGCCAACAACGCAGAUUGUCAGCGCGGAAACGCCACCCUGA